AUGCCCGAUACGCCAUCGAAAUCGCCAAGACCUAAAAGCACAAAAAUUAUACCUGAAUAUCGAGUAAUUUCUUAUGUAGAGGCUUACGAUUCUCAUGUACAUAGUGCGAAAAGUUACUAUCCUAAUGGACCAAUAAUUGUAAGAUUGGCAAAUCAUAUAAAUUCAACAUGCGAUGAGCCAAAACUAAAUAUCAGACUAGUUUAUAAGGAUAAUAAAAUGCAACCCAUCAACUUCGAUUAUGCAAUACCCGAUUUUAAUUUUUGUAAACAGGGAAAUGAUAGUAAAAAUUUAAUUGAAAUAUAUCCGCUCGAACGUCGAUUCUUUUUGGUUCGAUAUGUACAAAUUGUAAACGAAUCGCGUCAAGAAAUGGGUUUAAUUGUGGAUUGGGAUGGUCAAAUAUUCAGAGAAUUAACUUUAUCCACGGACACAUCAGAAUUAGGUGAAGCGAUAAUCAAUUCUAAUCCACAACGCGGAUUUAUAUGGAUUAAUUUCAUUCCAAAUAAUAUUCUACGAUGGACAAACUUUUCCGCUCCUAAUGACGAGAAUUUAUUUACUCAAGAGACGACAAAAGAAUCAGAAUUAUCUGGACAGAACUACAAAGUGUUUCCUACGUUAGACGGCGGAUACGGAAUUGUCUCUGCAGGACAGAAGCCAGAUGCAACGGAAAAUGUAGAAGAGGUUCCAAUAGUACCAUUAUGGGAGGUUACUGUAAAAUUUAUAAGGCCAUAUACGGGAGAAAUCACAAAACCAUCGGUAAUUUAUUCGAUAACAACACAAGUUAUUGAUAUUAAUAUAGAAGUGUGCGAUUAUGCAUACGAUUUACCGGGAUUGGCAUGUAUUAUCAGGAUACAACAUACUGAUGGUAGUAUUAGUUAUGUUAAAAUUCAAUUUCUUUCAAACGGAAGUACAAAAAAUACAGUUAAAAUCGCGUUUGAUGGUUCUUUAGUUGAUUAUAUUUAUCCUCUACAUAAUGGUGGUUAUAUAUUUAGCGUAAAUUCAAAUAAGGUUGAAGUAAAUUUUACGGGAAACAUUUAUGAUAGUAAUGGAAAGUGGCAUGUUGUAUGGGAUUGCCCUAAAAUGUAUGGUCAAACGAUUACUCCACAUGGUGUAUUUCCAAAUAAUACCGUUUGGAUGUUUUUUGAUGGAUAUUAUCAAUCAGAAACUAGUUAUCCGGACACUUGGACCUUUAUGACUGCCACCAUUAACGAGUUACCACAACCAUCCGUCAAUGAAUAUAAUAAUCUGAAUAUUAAUGCAACAAAUCCAACAAUCGAUGGUGUUUUUUCAACGGAGAUAGAAACAGAAACGCGUUCUAUUAAUAUUACUUAUAGCAAUACGAUACUAUUAUCAACAGGGAAUAUAUCUAUAUUUCAAUAUGAACAAGACGAUGAAGAUAAUUUAAUUUUAAGACAAAGUUAUCAAACAAAAAGUCCGAAAGUAACGCUAUCACCAGAUAAAAGAACCAUUACAUUAAAUGUAUUAAACCAUACAUUUAAUAUGCCAAAUAGUAAAUAUACCGUUGUUAUUGAUGAUGAUGCCGUUAAAGAUUUAAGUUAUGAAGAACCGUUAAUGGGAAUCAGUUCUAAUAUAUGGCGAUUUUCUACCGAUAAUAAGCAAAAUAUACAAGAAGAGCUUAAAUCACAAGAACAUGCAUUGGUUCGUUUGACAAGCGAUGCGUCCAAAAAUUUUGAUAAUUUAGAUUUUCAUCAACAAUCUGAAUUCGUGCAAAAUUUAUUACAUUAUUUAGCUAAAUGUGUACCUGUACCGCAAGAAAGAAUGCGAACAAAUAGUCAUAGUCAAUGGGAUCCUGAUGUUGAUUCAAAACAAAUAUUAUUAAAAUUUAGAAUAUUAGCGGUAAAGGAUGAACAAGAUAUUAGCGUUAAUAAUAUCAUUCAAACAUUAGAUGAAAUGAUCCGUGAUAGAGAAAUCUCUCCUAUUUCUCAUUAUCCAUAUACUGCUUUGUUAGAUAGCACUUAUGGUUUUAGACGGAAAAAGAACGUAUGGGAAAAAUAUGACUUUAAAUUAUUAGCAUUUGGUGCAACGUUAUUACUACUUGGUAUACUGGCUAUAUUUUCUUAUAAGAAAUAUGAAGACGGAAAUUGCUUUGUUGCAUUCAAAGUGUUGUUGAUCGCCUUGGACUUUGGAUUGGACUUGGCUUUCGUUUUGGCUCACUCGAGGGAUGUGUUGCAUUUAUAUAUUCCAAGUCUACUUACGUUUAUUAUACCACUGGGACUUAAUACUUUAAUCACAUUUUUCAUAUUAAUAAGAGAAUUAUCAAAUAAUACAAGGUUCUAUAAAUGGUUUAGAACUUACCAUAACGUCGCCGCUAUAUUUACCGUUUGUUCAAUCGCUGAUGUGGAUUCGUUAACCAUGAUAAAUUCUAAACUGGCCGGUUUAGAUGCUUUUGAUGCUCCUAUUUCUCCGGGUACUGAGAAAUGGAUAUUUAUAGUUAGUAUAUGGAAUUUUAUUAUUGAAGAUACUCCUCAAUUAAUCAUUCAAAUAAUAUAUAUAAUAUAUUCUGUUAAUUAUAGUAUCAUUCCAUUUUUGAAUUUGGUUUCUGCUUCUCUAUUAUGGAUUUGUAUAUUUUUCGGUCGCUCUUAUCAUAUGUUUUUACGUUAUCAAGAUCGUCAUCAAGUUUAUCAAACUACAAUUCGAACACCUUCUUCUUGGCUGAGCCAAGAACGACAUCAAGAUAAUUCAAGACAUGUUAAUAGUGGAGUUAACGUUGGAGUUGAUGGUGGAAGUAAUAAUAAUAAUGGUGGGAGACGAAAUAAUGACGUUAGUGAAUAUCAACCAUUGGAAAGAAGAAGUAGUGUACCUUUAUACAAUUCUUCUCUUGGGCCAUUUGAUGAUGCAAUGGGUAUUGGUGUCGCUGGUCCUUCUAAUAAUAAUAGAACAAGAAGCGGUAGUGGUGGUAUUUCUUAUGAACUGAUUGGUAGUGAACACGGAAAUACAAACACAAGUGCGAGUGGAAACGUAAACAAUGGAUAUGAAAGAUUUUAUGGCAAUGAUAAGACAUUAGAGAUGAAAUAUAAUGUUUAA
Molecule: messenger RNA, 3042 nt
Organism: Funneliformis caledonium
Lineage: Eukaryota; Fungi; Glomeromycota; Glomeromycetes; Glomerales; Glomeraceae
Source: the annotation of a GenBank genome assembly